Molecule: messenger RNA, 1895 nt
Organism: Rhodofomes roseus
Lineage: Eukaryota; Fungi; Basidiomycota; Agaricomycetes; Polyporales; Fomitopsidaceae
Exons: 8
Coding region: 147-1721 (524 amino acids)
Source: RefSeq, a predicted model, not a curated record
GUGGCGCGGUCUUCUCGAAUUUGAAUAUCCAAGUUGUCGGUCACUCGCAAACUACCACCUCCAGUGUGCUUCCUUACUCAGACAGCUUGCAUUAUCCUCUGGCAUCCUGUCAAUACUUGCACCCAGAGCACUGUGCUGCGUAAGGAAUGCAACCUGACGAGAUUCCGAAUGGCGAGACCGCGGCGAACGACUCGUCUAGCACAGACGCUCAAUAUACAACAGGAGACGCUCUGGUCACCUCUGCAGAAUUGCGUCUCGAGAGGUUGCGACUCAACGACGCGCUUUCCGCUCGAGACGCGGUCGUAGAACACCUGACGAAAGCUUGCAUCUCGAUCCGGCAGAAAUCAGAUACUAUCAACAAGCUAGAACAUGAGAAGGCCGACCUGGAAACUCAGCUCAGUCGCCAGAACGGACACGCAUACAAUACUGGCGGCAGAGCGGACCGCGCAGCAGGGGAGAGGGUGUUUGCCCAGGUACAGGUCGAAGUGGGAAACCUGGCGGAGAUCUUCCGGAGGCUGGAAGGAGAAAAUCGACAGUUGAAGGCCCAAGUCAGUGGCGAACAACUCAGCACAUCUCAGCAGACGAAUGUUGCACCGGCUCGUCCUUCCGAUUGGCAAGUAUCGCUGCACAAGAUUCUGCGUUCGGUCUUGCCACCCCCAAGAAACCCGGUCACUCCCGGUGUACCGAGUGACGGACAAUCUGCACCAACGACAACUCCAGCUAGCUCGCACUUGUUUGCGGACUCUCCGACUACACGGCCCCAAGCCGCGCAAAUUCAUACCGCGGGAACUCUGCCUGCUCCGGUCACUGCGCCUCCCGACGAUAGACUGCAUGCAAGGAAUGCAGUUUUGGCCGCCCUUCCACUGACCUCCGACGUGCCUGUGGAUGUCCUGAAGCCAAUUGUCAUCCCGUCUCAGUUCACGUUCCAAGAUUUCGUAACUACUUUACCCGUCGCGUUGCGGCAACAGAUAGGUGGCUAUCGUCUACUGCAAGAGAACGCCACGUUCUGGUGCACCGAGCGAGAGGAGCAUGGUUAUUUCCUGACACCUCUAUUUAAGUGUACAACCAAUCCGCGGGUAACCACCGUUCAUCGAUGGAUCGCUGUCGACCUGGGACCACAGCUCAACAAGACAACCGAGUGCUUCUACAACAAGGAUGGACUUUGGUACUACACCGGCCUCUACAAGACAUUAUGGCUCGACGAGCUCUCGCCCGCAGAAUGGGGGAGCUUGUCGAGUGAGACUACACAAGCCCUCGUCAAACAGACUCUCACCGCGCGGAAGAACACCGCCCCCCAGAACGUGUACGAAACUGGCCAACUCUACACCGCAGGCGCGCUUCGUGUGGCAUGCAUCGGCCUACAAUGCGUCGGGUUCAGCCACGCCGUCUACUCGCAGGUCAUGGAAGCCGCCGAGCGGUGCACACAAACGGGGCGCUGGAGGAGUACGCAAGCUGCAACUGGGAGUGGGGCUGCUACCGGACCAGGCUCGUUCUGGACGCCGCCUUCGCCGAAGCUCUCUCCGCGCGCGCUGUCGACGGCCUCUGGAUCUCCCUGCCCCGUGCAGGCGCUGUCUCCGCAUGUGCAGACCCUGUCGCCGCAUGCUCCGUCUCUAUCUCCGCGCAUCUCGAUCUUGUCGCCUCCUGGUGGGGUACCUGCGGCUCUAGGCGACGCCUGCGGAUCCCCUGCGUUCGCUGGCGUGGAAGAUCCUGACAGCAAGUAAUCAUACCUUGGUUCUCUGGUAUCGAAUAAUUCUAGGCAGCGAUGGACUCGGACGGAUUCGCUCGUGGCUUCUCGAACUCUGGAGUGGACUCUAUGGAACCGGGUCUUCUGUUGUAUAACUGCCUGCACUGUGACUGUGAUGGAUUGUAAUCGACUCAGUAUGGUAUAGACCCCC